Brassica oleracea var. oleracea is the source of this 1120-nucleotide messenger RNA. Its product is annotated as caffeic acid 3-O-methyltransferase-like. Gene Ontology annotation, molecular function: S-adenosylmethionine-dependent methyltransferase activity; protein dimerization activity; O-methyltransferase activity. The transcript is spliced from 4 exons. Lineage: Eukaryota; Viridiplantae; Streptophyta; Magnoliopsida; Brassicales; Brassicaceae. The record is from RefSeq and is a predicted model, not a curated record. Gene Ontology annotation, biological process: methylation. Bases 26 to 1120 code for a protein of 364 amino acids.
UCCUCAUUCAAAGAAUAUCCUAAAUAUGAAUUCAACACAAAUUCCCCCAGAUGAAGAUGAAGAAGAUAUGUUACUAGCCAUGCAACUAAUCGGUCUUCGAAUCGUCCCUUACGCUAUAAAAACUGCAAUAGAACUGGAUUUAUUGGAGAUUAUUGCCAAGGCCGGACCUUUGGGAACUCAUCUCUCACCCUUGGAUUUAGCUUCCAAAGUCGCUGCAAGAAAUCCUGAUGCUCCAAUGAUGAUUGAUCGAUUACUACGUCUUCUUUCUGCUUAUUCGGUAUGUACUUGUAAAUUGGUGAAUGACAAAGAAGGAAAAGAAUUUAGAAUUUACGGACUGGGAAAAGCCGGAAGGAAACUUAUUAAGGAUGAAGAUAGAUUUUCUUUGGCGUCUACUCUGCGUUUUACCAACCCCAAAUUUGAAGGCGAUAUGUGCUCUCAACUCACGGCGUCAAUACUGGAGGGUGGAGCACGGGCGUACGAGAGAGUAUAUGGGGAUUUGAUCUUUAAGGAUAUGGAGAAGAAUGAAAAUAUACGAGCUGAGUUUAACGAGGCAAUGCUUAACCACACAUCAAUAGUAAUGAAGAAGAUACUAAAGACUUACAACGGGUUCAAUAGUCUUAGUGGUGGAGUUUUGGUAGAUGUUGGAGGUGGCUUAGGUGCAAAUCUUGCUUUAAUUCUCUCCAGGCUCCCAAAACUUAAAGGUGUUAACUUUGACUUGCCACAUGUCGUUUCAGAAGCUCCCAAAAUCAAAGGUGUAGAACACGUUGGUGGUGACAUGUUUGAUGCAAUUCCACGGGGUCAAGCCAUAUUCAUGAAGUGGAUACUUCACGAUUGGAACGAUGACCAAUGUGUGGCGAUAUUAAAAAACUGUAAGAAAGCAUUACCAAAAAAUGGCAAAGUCAUUAUAAUUGAAUAUAUAAUGCCGCGAGAAAUAUAUGAAACCGAUCUAGCAACCAAAAAUUCACUGUUCUACGACGUGGGAAUAAUGUGUGCAACACAGGGAGGCAAAGAGAGAACCAAAGAAGAAUUCGAAGUUUUGGCUAUGAAAGCAGGUUUUAACCUCCCAAAUAUCAUUUACGGCGCUUACUCUUUUUGGAUCCUUGAAUUAUAUGCAGAUUGA